GACCAGUCCGAUAUUGAUUUCAGCGACGGAGGCUCAGGGGGUGAUGAUGAUCAUGGCCGUCGGGGUGAUGGCGGAAGUUGUGCCCCAGCCCGGAAUCCACCUGAAGGUCUCGCCAUCGUGGCGGUUGAUGAUGAAGAUGAGGGCCCUGCAGAACAUGGAGGGCAUGAUGGGGGCCGCGAUGGUUCAGAGGCUGGUCUGGAGCCUGUGGAUUUCAUCAAGGACUCAGACAGUGAACUGUGGAUGGGCGAGGUUAUCCCAGGGUCUGGUGUUGUGGAUGAUGGAGAGCACUCGUGUGCCAUCAAGGAGGAGUGCGAGAAGGCGGACACUUCCCACAAUGGUGCGCUGGCGGAGUGCGAAGCAGAGCCUAGCUCCUCUGCAAG
Symbiodinium pilosum is the source of this 380-nucleotide messenger RNA. The record is from the annotation of a GenBank genome assembly. Lineage: Eukaryota; Dinophyceae; Suessiales; Symbiodiniaceae.